GGUGCAUGUGUAGGCUUUAUCGUUAUAUACUGUCAGUUUCAUAAUUGAUCUAGUCUGUGAAGGUUGUGGUUUAAAUAGAUUAAAGUUAAUCAAAAAAUAUUUGUUCAUUACGAAUGCUACGCGUGUUAAUAUGACAUAAUGAAGCCAAGUAAGAAGAACAUUCGGCAAUUAAGUCGUAAAAACUUUUGCAAGAUAAUUGUCUACUCUGUCGUUGGUCUGUUGUUUAUGGUCAUUGCAAGUUUAGCAUGCAUCUGGGAUCCUGCGCACAUAUUGGCUAUACAUAUGGUAAGACUAUCUAAAGGCUCUAUAAUGUACAACAUUGUGACACAAAAGGAUUAUCCCUGUGCAUAUUAUGAUAUUUAUGUAUUUAACAUUACCAAUGGCGACGCCUUUCUCUCGGGGAGAGAGAGGAAGCUGAAAGUGGAGGAGGUUGGGCCAUUCCGAUACCAAGAAUUUCGCACCAAUACGAAUAUUGACCUGAAUGUGGAGACGGGUAUACUAAAAUAUACGCCUAAAGUCGAUAUUAGAUUUAUACCGGAGUUUUCAAUCGGUGAUCCAGAGGACGUAGUAGUUCAGAUGCCUGAUAUGGUACUAUUGGCGGCUGCAUCACGAGCGUCACUUCACGCAGUUUUCGUUCAAUAUUUUUAUAACAUAGCAGUGAAGAGUUUGAAGAGGCAGCCAAUUCAUACCACUACCGUACAUAAUGUGUUGUGGGGAACGAACAAUGACGCAAUAAUGCAGGUGGCUAAUACUUUUCUACCUGGAGAAUUCGAUUUAAAUACAUUUGGAAUUUUGCAUAAGAUUCAGAAUAGUGGUGAUACGAACUUCGUAAUAAAAGCUACAGAUGAAGAGAAAUUUAAGAUUAUUAGCUUUAAUGGUGAGAAAGGUUUACCCGUGAUGGGAUAUGGCACCAACAAACAAAGUCGUUGCAACACAUUCAAAGACGCAUAUGAAGGAAUCUCCUAUCCCAUAGACAUUACCAAAGACACCUCUUUACGGCUGUAUCGCAAUGCCCUCUGUCGAAUUAUAGAUUUAGAGUAUUAUGGUACGCGGCCCAUGGGUUAUGGGCCUGAAGCCUAUGUCUACAGAAUUAGAAGAGAUGCAUUCUCAAAUACUACAGACACAGAGUGUGUAUGUCAUUUACCUAAAUGCAUAAAUGGGGUAACUGAUUUGGCGCCAUGUUUUUACGGGGCGCCAUCGGGUUUAUCAAAUGCACACUUCUUGUACAGUGAUAUGAAACUAACAGACAGACUGGAAGGAAUGAAUCCCGAUGAAGAAAAACACGGAAGUGAAUUUGUUAUCGAUCCGAAACUAGGUGUUCCGCUGUCAACAAAGUUCACAGUCCAAGGCAACUUGAUAAUGGGCGAUGUGAGCUUUAACUCAGAUCUAAAAGUUUUCUCAAAUAUGGUUGUACCUUUGCUGUACUUCAAAAUCAUACAGCCGGAGAUGCCAGAAUAUUUUAAAAGUCUUUUCUGGGUUGUAUACAUAGUGGGACCAUACUUCAGAUAUGCCUUAAUAAUAACACUAUAUUCAACGUCUUUUUUGCUGUUAUUUAGAGCUAUUAGAUUGUAUUAUAGUUCGAUAGUCACCCCCAUUCAAUUUCCAGCUCAAGAAUUACUAAUAACAGAGAAUAAUGGAAAAUGCCAUUAAUUUUUUUUUAAAGGGGCAAACGGGCACAAUCCUCAUGUGAUCUUAAUUGAUACCGCCGCCCAUGGACACUAUAUGCCAGAGGGCUCGCGAGUGCUUUCCCUUUCAGGAGUUGGUACGGUCUUUUCUUGAAGGUCUAUAAAUAUUAUUGAGUGAAAACGUCAUCCAACCAAUUCGAAGAUUUGUUCAAGUUUGAUGGUUUCAGUACUGUAGUAUCAGUUAAAAUCAGUUGAGCUUCCUGCCUACUUGUUCUAUAAAAAAAAUGUAAGGCUUUUCAUAGAAAGAAUAUACCAUAGAAUUGUGUUUUAAUUUGUAAGAUAUUUUAAGUUUAUAUUAAAACUAGUGAUUUUUAUAAACGGGUGUGUUUUACCUACUUUACCGUAAGACGUUUACCGACCACGUUGGACUAAGGUCCGUAUUAUACCCAAAUAUAAAAUAUGUGAUAACUAUCGCUGUAAGGUGAUACUUAUAUAAGUACCUUAGUACUUAAAAUAAUUUAGUUCAAUGAUUGUAUAGUUAUUCAUUAGUAUGUGAUUAAAGUAUUAAGCUGUGAAAGGUGUAAUUUCAUACCCAAGAUUCAUUCUAUAAUAACACAAUAGUAAUUGUAUAAAAAUAUAGCGAUAAAUCUUAGUUAAGAAAUAUAUAAAAACACAUAAUAUAAUUUAAGCGUUAUGUUAAAGUAAUUGCCAUAAUACCUCUCAGUUUAAAUAAUAAGUUUUUAAUAGACUUUCAACGAAUAUUCUCAAAACUCAGAGGCGAGACGACCAUCUUAAGUUACAGCGCCAUCUCUUGACUGUAAAAAUCAACUGGCGCUACACAGGGCCGAAUACUUUUGCCGAACUUUGAGCUAUUCGGCCAAGUCAGUAUUUGAUGUAUAAUAAAACAAUAUUCAUUGCAAGUCUAGCUUUUAGGUAUAAGGUGUAAGAAAUAGAUUCCAUCAUAAACUGUGGGCCGAACCAUCACCAAAAGUAGGUGAUGAUUAGCUGUCGUUUUCGCCGUGAAAAGAGAAUUGGAAUCCAAAUAGGCGCAAAGAAUACAGGACAUAUUUAUUUAUUUACAGCUUGGCCAAAUUUUAAUUAAAAUAUUGUAAUACAAGUAACAUUGAAAAUUACAUAUUCUUACAUCAUCCUGCAUUCUUUAUCUAUAAUAUAUCUUAUGAAUUUUGCUCUUGUCGGAAUAAUAUGGGCGGAAUUUAAAAAAAAUUGUGUAAACGCUGUAGACAUUUUAUUAGUUGAAUUGCAACU
Molecule: messenger RNA, 2891 nt
Organism: Pieris rapae (cabbage white)
Lineage: Eukaryota; Metazoa; Arthropoda; Insecta; Lepidoptera; Pieridae
Product: scavenger receptor class B member 1-like
Exons: 11
Coding region: 139-1650 (503 amino acids)
Cellular component (GO): membrane; cytoplasm
Molecular function (GO): scavenger receptor activity
Source: RefSeq, a predicted model, not a curated record